Messenger RNA from Rhopilema esculentum, 14447 nucleotides. RefSeq lists its product as uncharacterized. Gene Ontology annotation, cellular component: nucleus. Lineage: Eukaryota; Metazoa; Cnidaria; Scyphozoa; Rhizostomeae; Rhizostomatidae. The record is from RefSeq and is a predicted model, not a curated record. Gene Ontology annotation, biological process: regulation of transcription by RNA polymerase II. Gene Ontology annotation, molecular function: protein binding; transcription coregulator activity; double-stranded DNA binding.
CUUAUGUUUCUUUUUCAUGGUUUUAAAGGCUCAGAAAUAUUGUCUGUUUUAGCUGUGUCUAAACAAAGGCAAACCAGACAUGUCGACAUAGUACAUAUAUCGCUUGCAUCAUCACAAAUUAAUAAACGGAAGCUUCAUGUUUACUCGGAAGUUGAGUUUGUUUUUUGUUAUUCUAUGCUGUCAAUAAAGUGCAGCGAAGAAUAAUAAAUCUGAACACAAUGAAAAGGAUGAACAGCGUAAACUUCAACUUAGUCAUGCUAGUUUAGAAAAUAAAAGGAUGUGCAAAGAAUUACCUUUGCAAUUUGUAAACAAUCACCAAAACAGGCGUUAGGUAGGUUCACAGUCAAACCAUUAACGAGCAGCUUCUAUAAGCAUAACCUCCAAAAACACUAAGCUUGUCUUCAUUUCUAAGAGCUGAAUCUGCCACUACUUGUGAUAGUCUAUGGGGUAAACAUUUAGCCUGCAUAUGAUAGUCUUUUCAUUGAGCAACUUACAGCAGAUUCUCAUGUUUCCACAAACUUAUAUGGUAGUGUAUUAUUGGCCUUGUUUUAUUUAACUUUAAGUUGUAGUUUUGAGUUUCUUUCUUAAUGUGAUCAUCAGUCCUAUUUAUUUUUCAUACAACAAACCUAUUUACAGUAAUUUUCAUUAUGUUUUUGAUUUUAUGAGUUUGAGUUUAUUACAUAUAAAAGACUUUUCUGAUGUAUAAUUUAAGACCUAUCAAGAGGUAAAUAAUUUGUUUAUGAUAUAGCAGAUAAAAUAUUAUAAAAAAAAACAAAAAUUAUAGAGACAAUACACAAUUGGCUGGUAAAAACUAUUAGCAAGGUAGCCCUCCAUUAGAUUGCUCAGAAUGAUUUUCUUUUGAAAGGUUGAAUUUUCUUAUCCCUUUCAGUAAAGAUUUAAAGAUUGAUAUACAUUAAAGAUCAUAACAAACAGAAAGUCCAAAUCAUCAAUGAGCCAAUUAAAUUAAAUGCAAGCCCUUUUUACAUUUUCCUUUUUGUCUCAGUAUAUAUAACUUUGAAUAACAUUAUGAAAAAAGUCCAUUCUGAUUAUACACAUCUAUUGCUAGAUUUUCUUUGUAAUAUUUACUUUUGAAAAAUGGGCUGUUAAGAGACACAUGCAUUUGUUAAUGGUGGCAAUAUGACACAUGAUUUUGUAGGGAAUUGUAUUUGUUAAAUGUGAAUUCAUUUUCAUGAUACUAUAGUAAUGAUGAUAGGAAACUUAUUAAUCUUUUGUUCAAAAGAAUGUAUCACCUGGUAAUACCUAUUUCUAUGGUGGGUGGCUUCUUGGAAUCAAUGUCUGAAUACUGCUUUGUUACAAGUUUUAUACAUGAAUCAAAGAACUGUUUCAUGUUUGCUUAUGUGUCAUGGGUUGUUUAUAUUGCUGCAUUUUUCUGGGGUUUGUUUUUAUUGUUUUGUUCAGGACCUGCAUUUUGCUGACAAUAUCUUUGAUGGAUUUUUCUCCUCCUUUCAAUUCCUUGACUGAAUUUUUUUCCUUUCAUAAGCUACCUUAAACCCUGUCUAUAAGAACAUGCUAUGAUUUUUCCAAAGGGAAUGAAAUGAAAGAGUUAUGAAUGAAAUUUAGUUUGUUCUUUCGAUAUAACAACCUAGUUAGGACAAUAAUAGUAUUACUCUGAAAAUAGAUGAAAAGAAACUUCUUUGAUGCAACUCAGUGAAGCUUGAAGCGCAAUAAUUUUUUUUUCUGAGACAAGUUUAUUUAGCCAUUGUUGUUAAAAAAUAAUUCAGUGAGGAAUGCCAUAUAUCUUCAAAAAAGCCAAUUGAUAUGCUUAUUGUUUUUUAUGCUUUCUGGUAUGUUAUUUGAUUCAGUUUGUUUGUAGGUGAAAUUGUAUUAACAUCAAUUAGCAUUUUCAGCUGGUUUUUUGUUUGGAUAGUAUUUGGAUUUUGUUGAUAUUCCCAGUAUCUUAGAGACAUAACAAUCUUUUGGAUAGUAUUGGAUAUUGUUGAUAUUCCCAGUAUCUUAGAGACAUAACAAUCUGGACAGGGCUCUCUAUAUUUCAUAAAUAUUUAUGGUGAACUGAUAUGUAUAAUAGAAUUAUGGCAGAGCAGAGGCAUAGAGUGGCCUUAGUCACACGUUUGAGUCCUGCCCUGGUUGAUAAAAUUGCUCACAUUUUCUCCCGUAUUAUGUUUUUCAAUCCUGCUCUGCCCCAGCUGUCUAGAUCCUUGUUUUAAAAACAGUGUAUUCCCUUCAAUGUGUAAAAUAUGCUAAAUUAAUUACAUUUAAUUUUGUAUCAAUGAAUUGGCAAAUGUGUGCAGCUAACACGAGAAUUCCUAAUAUUCUGAUGAAAUGUAAUGUUUUAUUAACUUGCAAGAUAGUGUUUCAGAAAGCUGUCUGAUGAUUGCAUUAAGUGAGAAAUUUGGAUAAAAAACCCUAAAUUAGUUCCUGGAUAAAAACCCUUUCUCAUUCUUGGUCCAUUUGUUAAGCCAAGAGACGUGAAUCAGAGAAAUACAGCAUUACAACCUUAGGAUUUUUUAUAGAUUUAUACUGAUUUAAAGACAUUGAGUCAUGGUAAAUAGGCCUUUUCUAAUAGGGGGUCAUUUGGUUUCAGUGUGAUCACUGCUGUUUUAUGGGAUAUUUGCAUCUGUUGUUGACAACUUGCUAUUGAUGAAAAUUGCUUUGUCAAUCAGUACGAGGUGAGUUCGUGUGACCAGUUCCAGGUCAACCAAUAGAAUCGCAGUCAUGAAAACCAUGACUCAGCUGAUUUUGGCACUAAGGGUAUACCCAAUCCAUUUUAUCAUGAAUCAAUACCUUUAAUUCCUCUAUGCUCAGCUGAAUACUCAUCUGAAGGGUACAUCAUAUCUUGAUUUUGAGUUCUUAUUGUUUUAAUUAAGAUAAUUUCUAACCCGAAAAGACUUUAAAGCUUCAAAUAAAAACAGUGUGCCACAGCAACAUUAAAAUUUUCAGGAAUUGAGUAAGGCAAAACCAAUGUAGACACCUAUUGAUAAGGAACCUUUCAUAAAUUUUUAAGCCUCCUAUUUCUAAAAAGACCAUGCUUCUAUCAUAAAAAAGAUACGAUAAUGUUUUUGCUGGCUGACUUAAUUGCCUCACUACUUCUAGAUUUCAUAUUAUUCUUCAAGGGCAUUUUGAAUUUAUGUUUCCUUAGGCAACUGUCACGAAUGAAUAGCUCUUUAAGCCACCAGACGAAUAUCAUAGCCAUAGUUUGAAUAGGUAUGCAAUUGCCUAUAGGGAAAACACAACAUGCAUGUCCUUGUUUUGAUUUGAGGUCUCAUUAAAUCUUAAAUUGUCUACACUUGCCAGCAUUUUACUGAAAAUGUUUGUAAUGAUUAGAUUAAAAGUAACCCAAAAUAUCUUCCUUAGGGCCAAACAUAUUGUUGAUUUUGUGAGCUGUUUCUUGCUUAAUAAUUACAGUUAGAAGCAAACAGUUGGUCUUCGAAGGACAAUUAUGAUUAUCUCUGUGAAUAAUUAAUGCCUACUUUGAAUGCUUCAUUAAAAUACUACCACAAUGCAUGAAGGCAUUUUGAGCAGUGGCAUAUCAGUCGAGGCAAUGGCUCGGUGAAAGUAGGUUCACUGCACAUUAUAUUAACCCAUGUGUAUGGCCUAUCUCCUUCUGAGAUAAUCUUUAUUUUCACUGUUUGAUAUGAUUCAACCCCAGUCUUAUUUCUUGCUUUGUGCAAUAUAAACUAAGGCAGUAUUUUCAGACCUGCGAGUGGCCUAUCGAGACCUUCGAGUAGUGAAACGCAACAUAAUAACUUGAUGUCUUCUUUUAUAGCUUUCUAUUUUGCUAGGAAAGACACCUUUGUGCCAUCAUCUAUGGCUCCAUACCUGCCAUAAACACAGCUUCUUCCAAUUUCUUUAAAACCGUCCCAUUUAAACUUAAGGCAAACUGUCCUUUAAGCGAGACUUUUGAACAUGCAAUUUGAAUCAAGAUCCAAGCUAUGAUCAUAACUUCUCCACCAUACUCACGCUUUCCUUUCAUUCUUUCUCUAUCACUGUGAUAAAAUUGAUCUACCAAAUAUAUUGCUGUGCCUCAUGUUGAAUUGGAUGCUUUCAAGCGUAAGGAACCAGAAAACCUAGUGCUAACCGCCAAGAUGGAAGAAAGAAGCAGUAUAGGGUGGGAGAGGACAAUAUUCCUAAGCAGCCUGGGCAGUUGGAUGUCAGUGCAGGUACCAGCAUAAAGGAGGAAGCACAUGACAGAGCGGACGUUGCUAAUACAAUCCUUGACCAAAGUCCUUGGAACAGCCCGCGGUCAAUGUAAGGUUUUGAUGAAAUAAAAGUUUGCGGCCGUAAGAUGCAGAAAUAUCCCCAUCCCCCCGAAAACAAUGUUGGUUGAAAAGCCCAUUGCGUACCCUAUCUCAUAGAGUUACAUUGGAUGAAUUUCAAGCUCUAAAGCUGUUAAAAAUUGUUUCAACAUUGUUUCAAGAGAAAUAGGGAAUGCUGCUGAACCUAUGCGAAAUUUUAGCUUAGUGUACCAAGACUUUUGGCGAGCAUUGUAGCUGCUAAAGAUAGACAGUGCUAAACGACCAUGACCGCCAUCGCCAUGGAAUGACACGGCUCCCAAGCAAACAGAAUAGAACAGUCCUACGGCACCAUUUCCUAGUUUUAUUUCACUAGCUACCUUAACAGCCAUAAGCUACCAUCUUAACCAAACGUAGUCAUCGAAUCAGCUUCUGGAAUCAAACUUUCAAGCUUUCUUUUAUUUAAAUUCAGAUUUCAAGGGCGUGAUCAAGAUAUUAAUCAGAAAACUGAGAUUUAAAGGACAAUAUAAAAACUAGAGCUUUUGUCUGUAAGAAAUGAUUGGCAAAACUGUGUGCAAGUCAAUGAAAUCAGAAGGCCUUUUCAUAGCAUAGAGUUUAAUAAUAUUUACAGAAAUCAUGAAGGGCUUAUUUAGAGUCUAAAUUGGCAGGUGCACGAGGUUCACUUGUAAUAAUUACUCUGGCUUGGAGCGUUUUGUCUUUCGUUUAUUUUGGUCUGCCGAUUACUAACUUUCACGUACCAAUUUUGUAAAUAUUGAAGUUUGGUGUUUGAAGUUGGAAAUAUUCGCGCACUACUGGAGCCCCGCUUUUCCUCAUCAUCUUCAUCAUUGUCGCCUUUUUUCAUUAUUGAAGUCAUCAUCAUCAUAAUCACGAAUCAUAGAUGUUAAUCAUCAAUAAUCGCCAUAUUCAGUCACUUGAAUGGCUUGAGCCAUAACAUAAGGGGAAGACCUACAUUAGAGAAUUUCCAAGAAGGGUUGAUGAAAUCCCCCGAAGCAACGGUGUUUUUUUACAUGAACUCGCUUAAUUUAUUUCUUUUAUUAAUCUUGUUGUAUAACAUUAUAGUAUUUCUCUAACUGAGGGACUUACAUGCCAAAAGAAUUUGAAAAUGAAAUGAAGUGUAUUGUCGAUCAUACGAGGGAGAGAAUGAGUUGCAAAUUUUGAUGAGUGAGUUGCAGGAAGGUCACAAAGGCUUAGACUACCAUAAGCAUAACAUAGAAAGUUAUGAAAAUGUUACCGAAUUUUGCAGUUGUGAUAAUUACUAUAGUAAUGAAAAUACAGAUUAUUUCUCAGUUAAUCAAUUAACUGCAACGGUAUAUAAGGCCCCGUUCACACGGGAACGCAAUCGUUCCGUUUCAAUUUUGUUCCAAUUUCUGGAACGGAAAAGUAUGCUGUUCAAACGGCAACGGAACGAUUGCGUUUCGGUUUUUGUUUAUGUUGAGACGGGAACGCAAUCGUUCCGUUCUGCAGUUUGUGCACCAAAAUAAGAAGAUGAUUUUUAAUGCGCAUAUCUAUAAUGGAGAUAGAUUUUAUCACUUCGACUCAUCUCUGAGCUGAUUUCGUGGGUUUUUAAACAAUUUGAAUAAAAAAUCACCUAAUGGAGGAAGUAGAGAAAUGGAGAAAUAAAAAAUCACCAACAGCGCCCCAGAUAUAGCACGCUCGUGGGAAAGUGGACUUUCCCACACCAGAAGCAUUUGCUACUUUUCUGAAGCGGCCUUCUUCAGCUAAAUAGUAGAGUGUUAUUGCCAGUUGUGUCUCCACAGAACAAGGGAUCUCUCAUUACUGUAGUUGUCUUUUCAAGGAAAGGUCUACGCUCCUCAGUUAAUGUCAUAAAAGUGUUUAAAAGUUGUUCCACCAAAUCUUACUUCGGCCAGAUCUUUCCCAUAUGCUUCGCCGACCUCUCCUGUCUUUUGUAGCAAGAAGAAAUGUUAAUGUUUGACCAGUUAAUUCACCAAGUUUUGUUUUUAUUUUUAUCAUGUUUAGAAUUAGAUUCCUUCUCCGUCUAUAUGCAAGCUUUGUAAAAGAAAUAAUCGCCAUGUUGAGCUUCAGUAAUGCCGUGAGUGAAGCAAGUGAAACUCCAAGGAACCCAAUGGUGUUUUUGAAUUCCUCCAUUUUCUUCGCUGUGUUUAUUAUUGUCACCUCUUGCUUCCCACAACAACAACACAGACGCUUGCGCCAAAGGCAAAACUCUUAUCGUUCCAUUUUUUGGACCAGUUCUGCGCGUUCAUACGGGAACGGAACGGAACGAUUGCGUACCGUUCCACUUUUCGUAUCACUUAUUUUAUCGUUUCACUUUUUGGAACGGAACGGUGUCAUUUGAAGCGUUCCCGUGUGAACACAACCCCUGAGCGUUACGCUUUUCGGAACGGAGAAGAACGGAACGGAACGAUUGCGUUCCCGUGUGAACGGGGCUUAAGACUGUGAUCUUCAACACCAUUAUUUUUUAACAGUAAAGGUUUAUAGCCCGAAAUUGCCCUUCAUCUAUCGAACAUAAACAUGUAAUUUGUACAUUUAAAUGAUAGAACAAAGCAAAACAUUAAUAACGUAAAUAAAACAAACAUGAUAGUAUUAUGAUUAACAAAGGUUCUUAUCAAUUACUAUCAUCAUUCCAAAAGUUAAUAGAAAAUAUAUUUCUGAUAUGAUGGAGGAUUAUCAUCGCUUAAGUAGUCUUCCCUUUCCGUAAUUCAAGAAUGAUUUUUUUGCUAGGAUUAAUUCAAUUUCUUUUUGACUUCGAAAUAAAUUAGUCUGUCAAGUCAGAUUUGAAUUAACCUUCCCCACCAUCUACUCUUAUAUUCACAGCUGUCACAGUGAAUAAUAGGGUUAAUCUUUUUGUUAAUGUUUAGCUUUGUGGUAAAAAUAAAUGUAUGAUAAACUGCAUUUUGCCACAACGGUUCAAGAUAGUACCCCUUAGAUUCAACUGCUAUAAAAUUGACUGUAACGAUAGGAAGUUUGCAGUGAUUAACAGCAGUAAUUGUAUCAAAACCUAAGCAAUACAUGAAUGUUAUUGUGAUGCAUUUAGUGUAAAUUCAUGCCUCUGUCAUAACCUACGAAAAAAUGAAACUUUGACGCUACGGUCUAUGAAAAUAAGGCCAAUAUCUGGCAUGGUUAUAAGACCCAAAUAAUCCUAAAAUUGAUUUCCUUCGUUGUAUAGCAAAGAAAAUCAAAGCGUUGCGUUGUAUAGCAAGUCAAUUUAGGCAUCUUUUUUGCUUGUGCAAGAGCUACAUUGGCAAAUGGAUACGCCAUUUUGUUAUUGUAUGCGUAAAACAGUGGUGACCAUCGUAAGAUUGUGAAUACCGAUAUGAUUAUGAUGAUGACUCGCUUGUUCGCUUAACCCUUAAAGAGCUCAAAAACGUCUUUUGGUAUACUAUCGGGUCGCUUCAGUCAAUGUCUUGAUUGAGUGUUGCUCCAAGAGCUCGUCAAUUUUUAAUGGAACAUCAAAUCGCCUGUUGCUGUUCAGUUGUAUGCAUUGUACGGCCGACAGCCUACUACGAGCAGGUGAAUUCUUGCGGGGCUAAUUUACUGACCACGCAAUUCUGUUAAAAAAUAUUGUCAAUGAAUGAUUUCGUUCUACUUAAAAACAUCUUAUAGAUUUUAUGAAGAAGAAUGCUUUGUGUAAAAAUUUCAGGUUGAUAAUCGGAAAUACUCGAAUUGGGGUGGAAACGGUUCAAGAUUAAACCGCAAAAAGUUCCCUACAAAAAUGCAUGCCCAGAAGAUCGUUUAAAAACCCUUUUCCUAAAGUUGAUGGUACUUUGAGGUUCUUUAAGGCAUGAUACUGUAUCCAGAGUAUGUUCAUUUACUGCUGGAGGAUGUGCUUUAUAGAUUUACACGAUCCUCUUUGGACAGAAACGAACAAUAUCCUAACACUGGUCUUGGCCUCACAUCAUUUUUAUUAUUCCCAUCAACCACUUCACUUUAUUAUCAAUAAACAGGAAGAGAUGGGGAAAGAAAUUUUGUUUUUGUUUCUUUACCAAAUCAUCCGGAGAUUGCGUUCUCAGAUACUCAGAGCAGUUUGUACCAAGUAGCCAGAUUGUUUCACUACUCUGCCGAUAAAACCCGGUUCUACCCAGUACGAAACCGGCAACCGGAAACCCCCUUUUUAGAUUUCUACCACCAGGUUUCUGCCGCUGUUGAGGCAGCAUUUGAACCUCUGUAUUCUGAAACGCGAGUUAUCAUUUUACGCUAUGAGUUCAUAUGGUAAACUAAUAAAGAAAAUGCAUUUUAUCUGAGUCGUUACGCUUGUUCAUAAUGUUUUCCUGCCAAGUAUUCGAAAAUUAAGAAGGAGAUACUCAGUAUCAAGGAUGUUUUAGGAGGUUGUAUUUUCGGAGUCCGGAUAUUAUAACGGUAAUACGUCGGUUAAUAUCCAGAACACCCUAGACCAUCAAUUUCCUAUUUGAAACUGGGAAAUUUGCCUCAAAACGGAAAUUUAUGCAGAUAAAAACGGAGUAUUUUCCAGACUUUUUUAACCGUUAACGCAGGACUAGCUGCAGUCAAAAAGCUUCAAUAACUAAACGAUGAAAGAUUGGAUUUUCUAAUGGAUCUUUCAAAUAUGCGACGCUUUGGUUGUUCUACAAUUUAUGAGUCCUUGUGAGCAUAAGAGGUUGAAUGUUAGUGGCCUUAAAGUGUGAACUAUAUCAAUGAAUCAUAACUUUGAUAACUACAGCAUUAUUGACAUUUUCACCAGCAGACGAAAGCAUCAAGAUCUAAUAAAUUUUUAAUAUAUCUAACAUUUAAUGUUUCAUGAAUUUUAUGGUAAAUCUUCAGUUGGCUUAUAAAUACAUAAGUUGGUCGGUAAAAUAUCUGAUGUCACUUUGAAGUAACGUGACAUGUCCAAAUUAAAUGUCAUAUUCUUUAUCGAUGUCAUUGUCUGUAAAUUUUAAUUUUCAUGACCCUGACACCCCUAUUGCACUAAAGGAUACGCAAUAGGUCCCCUGAUAUCCGAGUUCCCGCCAAUCAAUUCCCUAACCCUGAUGUUACCGAUUCCCGAAUCCCGCUCACAGAAAUUUGCCACUCCCCGAUUUCUGUCUCCGAAAAGUGACGAUUCCUGCUUCUCCGGAAGCAUAUUAGGUACCCUCCUACUACGCCUUUUGAUCGAGGAGUGGGUCGUCUUUCUAACAUUAUACCUGUUCCAUCUGUUUGAAUCCUUGACUUCAUAGUCCGGAUUUUAGCCCUUACAAUUCCCGACGGACGUUGUUUAUAUAGGGCAGUUGACGAUAAAACUCAGAGGAAUUUUGCCUGAUGCCAUUUGCUCAUUCAGGUGCCCUCGGCUACGAAGAUCAAAUUGAAUUUCUAGAUAUUCUUGGUACGAUGUUGCUACGGAUUUUAACCAACUAGUUGCUGGUGUAGACAAAGUCAUCGGUUUCGUUCACCCAACUUUUUGUGGCUUGUUGAGUGCAGAAACUGUUUUCAAUGACGCAUAGUUUUGUAGAGAAAGCCUUGGAAAGAAUCAAGGACAGGCAAUAAGGUUUUAUCGUCAUUCGCCGAAUUCCCCUUGCGAGCUGCAGUUUCUUCAAAGCGAAAGUGGAGAGCCAGCAAGGAUAUAAACAAACUCAAAAAUACUAAUUCGCACUGUGUUCAUCAAACGACUACUGUUUCGCUGGAUUGCUUUGAACAAAGGAGUGUCACUUAUGACAAGGUCGUCUUGUCUUGUUGUAGAUAGUGUUUUGCCCGAAUCGUGUCGUCUGCACAAGCCAACUUUCCUGGACAGUCUCAAAAUAAUACCAUUCUAUGAAGGCAUUUGCUUUGUAGAAGCAGCAUUGGCCAGUGAUUGCCCCAUCAAUAAAAUCACUGUUCGGCAAUCAAAUAUCAAAUGCUCCCAUUUGAAAUGCUUGCACCAUACUCAUGAGCAAGGAAUCAAUCGACCAUCAUGCUUUGAUAUCAAAUGGUUAUUUGAAUACAGCUCCAAGCAUACAGCCCGUCUCAUCACGUUCUGAUAUUAAGACAAACAACACUUUUAAGUCGCCAGGUUGGUCAGUAUCCACAUCAAAUACAGCCACGCACAUUUACGCUUCUUCGAUUGCUCCAACUUCCUGUUCAAUCGCAGGCACAUUAGCUCCAUGUCUCUCCGGGAGUAACUCAGGCAAUACACAAAAAACGUCUUCAAAUGCCCUAUCAACAUCCAAUCUAGGCAUUUCGCAAGCGGUGCAACACCCCGCCAACGGCCAUAUCACCCAAAUGAUUACCUCUGGCGAUGUGUUCAAAAUGGCGCCUGCUCCCUUGUUUAUGACACAUUCGAGCUCAGUUUAUCCGCAGGUGGCUCUUAUACCAGAAACCGAUCUUCUUCGCUCCAUGAUUGUCCAAGAUGUCAAACAGGUUACUCAAAAGUUGUUGGAUAAGAAUACAAAAAAGCGACGGGGUCGCAGAAGUCGCAAGGAAGAGAUCAUUCCUGGGGAUUUCGGUACGUUGAAGAUCAAUUUUACAAAGUUUGUCGACAAAGAACGCCCUCCAUUUUCACUUGAAGAGCCCCCCGCACCAAAGCGCACUGUUUACCAGCGUAUUGCACCAUACCCGGUUGCAGUUACGGAACCAAGCGCUGCCCACAUUCUGGAAAAGCCGACUCGGAAAACAAAAGGUGCAUCUGGUCGCUCUUUAAAACGCUUAGAUAAAUCAGAAGCUGAUUCAGUGAGAAUUUCGCGUCUUGAUGGAGCGAAGGAAACACAAUCCCGGCGACUUCAGAGGCUGCGAAGGAGCUCAUCGUCCGGUUCCAGAUCAAAUAAAAAUCAAGGAUCAGGAACCGGAACGCCGUGCAACUCAUCAUCUACGGAAUCUCGCGGCAGUACGGAUGAAACAUCAUUGGGUUUGAGCGCAGACGUCAUAUUAUCCACAGAAGAAAACCUAGCAAACAGCCAAUCGAUUGAUGCAAGCACAAUCAGUGAAGUAAAGGAUGUGCUUGAGAAUCUCAACAUGAACGUGUUUGACCCAGCCACGGAUACUCUUUGUCUCGAGACUGGAGCAGUAUCGGCAAAGCUAAUCGAUAACAAAUUUACUGCUGAGGAGAUAGAAACAAACGCUUCAAUCUGCAAAGACUCGCUUUUCGAUGAAAAUUCAAAUCACCUCAGGUUUUCAUCGAGUCAGAGCAUUAAUGGGGAUAGCACAGUAUACUCAGGGCUGCUUGAUAGCUCACCGACAACAUACGGCCUAAGUACCAACAUAGGCUCACCUGAUGUCAUAGGGAACGAGUUGAAAUCCUUAUUGUCGGAGCUUUACAGCGAUUUUCCGCCACUUUCUCCUGCAAACAUUGACGAAAAUAUGGAUGUUGGGGCCCUAGGUGAAACAUUAGGUCUGAACGCGACAUCAGAAUCAAGUUCUUCGAGAGCCCUGUCCAGCGCCAUGACAACUGCGGUCCUGGCUGAUCGUAGACCUCAAACAGCAAUCCUUGAAAGCUUUAUACAGGGUGCGCAGCCAUCCCCGCAAAGCUCUGCAAGAUACGCUCCAGGAAAAGCGGCUACUAUUUCGUCCUCAGGUAAUGCGACAAAACAACCUCAUACCACGAACACCAAUGCCAUUUGCCAAACGGUUGUCCAAUGCACCACAGAGGUACUCAGUGAUUCAAACUGGAACAAUACUUGCAGGGGAAGAGUGGUAGAGCCUGCUGCUUCUUCUUCUGUUCUUGACAGCGAUUUUGUUAUGACGACAAGAAUCGAGGGAACAGAGGGAAAUUCUCGAAAUCUAACAAACUCAGAAGAAACAGUUUUUUCCAUGGAAGUUGAUGUUAAUCAGUUGCAUGAUGGAGAUGGCUCAAAAAGCAUUCUAGAUAUUGUUGAUAUAUCACCAGAAUACGCAUCUGCCGAGGGGGGUGGCAAAAUUAUCCUUAUUGGCUCUUGGAACAAUAAAAAUGCAAGGUAUUCUUGUAGAUUUGGUAAUGUUUGCACUCCAGGUGAUUUGAUUCAGAACGGUGUUUUGCGAUGUUUUUGUCCACCUCAUAGUCCCGGGAAGGUUAAAGUGUCUGUCCUUUGCAAUGACGCAGUUAUAACGAAGUCAGUGGAUUUUGAGUAUGUUGAUACGGAGGAGCAAUUGGAUGAAUUCCAGGAGGAACGACAUGAUUGGCUGAAAAUCUCAGAUGAAGACUUGAAGUUGCUUUUGGUUGAGCGAAUAGAGGCUAUCAGUGAUAUAUUUGAUGCGGGGAAUAGUGUGCAACGGUUUCCGGGUCACUUGUGCAAUACGGUUGAUCUGGAGGAUGCGUUAGUACGGGUUUGUGAAUCGAUCUCGAAACUUCAAGAUCAUUUACCGAUUAAUAUUGAUUACAAGAGCGACAGUGUGAUGACUGUACUGCAUUUAUCGGCUGCACUCGGCUACACAAAACUUAUCCAAACACUUUGUAAUUGGAUCGAAACGAACAGCAAUAAGAUUAUGCUGCAAGAAGCAGAUCCGUUGAAAUACGACCAGUUCCAAUUGACACCGCUCAUGUGGGCCUGUGCCAAGGGCAAAUUCGACACCGUUUGUGUACUGCUUCAGUGGGAGGAGUCGGCUGUGCAUCAAACGGAUAUGUGUGGCUGCUCUCCUUUGUCAAUCUCAAGAGACCAGGGCCACUCGAUUCUGGUCAGGUAUCUAGAGAAGUCACAGUCAAAAGGAAACAUUAGCAAAACCUCUUCGCUUGCAUCCGAAAGCGGAAGCCCAAACAUGCGGUCCGGACGAUUAUCUCGGUCGUCGAGCAUGGGCAGUCAUGCUGAAAGCAGUAGGGAAUUCCAACCCGGAACUGACGACACCACAUAUUUUGAUUCUUCGAGAAGAAGCCCGGGAUCCAAUAAAAUAAGUCAGGACGGAUCGCCUGACUCCAUAAACGGAUCGCUGCAGCUAUCCAGGACAUUGGGACAAACCCUGGUCCACGUGCAAGCAAUAAUCCAAGAUGGGGUCGAUGCCCACCAUGAUCCUACAAGGGCAUCCCCAUUGACUAGCCUUGACCUUGAUGACGACAGCUUAUUCACCCCAUCACCAUUCACCCCAAGUAUCAGAAGACUUAAUAGCUCUGCCGAUGAUCGCCAUGGCAAUCACACACCAAAAGCUUUGGUUUCCUUGUCACCAGCCUCGCCUGGACAAAGUUCUGGCUGCCAGUCUCCCUUUGAUGCAACGUUGCGCGAUACUGCAGAAUUCUGUGAAUUCUUUUAUAACUCAGAGAGAAUCCUUGAAAAAGACUUCGCAGAGUUGACACUGACAGAUGAGGAGCAACAGAAUCUUUAUAAAGCUGCCUCUGUGAUUCAGAAUGCCUACAAGAGAUACCGGGAGCGACGAAAGCAGCGUGAUGCCGAACUCUCUGCAGCUGUUCUCAUCCAAAGCUACUACAGAAGAUAUAAACAGUACGCCAUGUUUAAAAAGAUGCAGAGAGGGGCUGUCGUGAUACAGCACAAAUACAGGGCACACAGAGAGAAGGAAAAGCAGAAGAGUCAGGCUGCAUCUGUUAUUCAAAGCUACUAUCGACGUUACAAAGAGAGGAAAAAUGUACCCGAUGUUGGUGCAAUCUCUGAAAGAAUGGCUCCUUCUAUUUUGGAUCAAGCCGGCUCUUCUUUGCAAAUGAACCGGCCAAGUACGUUACCGGAUUGGAGGAAAAAAAGAGUCGGGCAAACUCAACCGAAAUAAGCAACUCUGGAGAAAAUAUGACCCCAAAUACCGAGAAAAGACGAAAAGUUUCCAAAGCAUGCACAUACAUACGCUGUUAUGCAAAGAUGACGCGAAAACAUGAGGUAUGUAUAAAGUAUUUAAAAGCAGUUUCAGAAUUUGUUUACAGAACGUCCGGAUGAAAUUUUAUUCGUAUUUUAUCCUGGGUAUCGUGCGGUAUCUUUGUGCGAGGAAACAGCAAUCCUGAAUCACUUAUGUGAAAAUUCGGUUCACAGUCAAACCCACCCACAGCUCUCGUCUUGGGUGACUCAUCACCAGGGCCUCACUUUUGACCUUUGACCCAAGCCUUUCAAUGCUAAAUCUAUUACUUUUGGCCCAAGAACUUUGGCCUUAGACCCUUCACCUGAUAUUACAGAAUAACAUGAUUUUCUUGGAUUUUCUUGGAUUUCUCAUCUUGUUAGUGGCUCAGGAUUCAUCAGUAACACCCCUGACCUUAAACCCCCAUCUCUAAGCUUGAGCAAAGACGUUUAACCCGAGAUUCAUCCUCACCUUUGACAUUUGACCCGAGAUUCAAAUUGUCAUGCCUCUAAUCUUAUACCCGAACAUAAUGUCAUUUUGUUGUAUGUUGCAUAGUGAUCAUCUGAGUUUUAACAUAGAUUUAAAGAUAUAAUU